Candidozyma duobushaemuli is the source of this 810-nucleotide messenger RNA. It is a transcript of the gene BUB2, whose product is annotated as Bub2p. The record is from RefSeq and is a predicted model, not a curated record. Gene Ontology annotation, biological process: negative regulation of septation initiation signaling; activation of GTPase activity. Gene Ontology annotation, molecular function: GTPase activator activity. The transcript has a single exon. Gene Ontology annotation, cellular component: mitotic spindle pole body. The coding region runs from base 1 to 810 and encodes 269 amino acids. NCBI's taxonomy places the organism in Eukaryota, Fungi, Ascomycota, Pichiomycetes, Serinales, Metschnikowiaceae.
AUGGAGCUCAAUAAGGGAAGGAAGAAAGACUCUAUCGAGCAGUUCAUUGAGCUGCCUCAAAUUAUCCUAGAUACAAGUCUCAGCCAACUUCGAUAUAUGAUUCUAAUAGAAGGACUCACCAUUCCUGAUGGCUACGACCAAUGCCCAUAUCGAUCCCACGUCUGGUCUAUAUUGUGCAGAGUACCCGUCUAUCCAACCAGCAAAUAUGCCAGAUUGAUAUCAGAAGUUCCUGAAAAGUUGCCUCCCGAUCUAUAUCGCAAAAUCAAGAACGAUACCUUCAGAACACUCAUGAACGACAAGAGCUUUCAUUCGAAAGUAAGUGAGGAGUCAUUGACCAGGAUUCUACUGGCUGUUGCCCUCUCACGGCCCGAAAAUAAAGUAGGUUACGUUCAAGGCAUGAAUGUCUUGUUGGCACCCAUAGCAUAUUCCUGUCAUCGCAGUGAGCCUCAAGCCUUUGCUUUGCUUCACCACUUGGUCAACGACCAACUUCCAUUAUAUGUCACCGCCAAUCUAGAUGGUGUCCAUACCGGCUUGAGUCUUGUGGACGUCGUCCUUCGCAUCAUUGACCCAGUCUUAAGUGAUUACUUGGACUCCAAAUUUCUCAAGGCAGAGAUUUAUGCUUUUCCAUCAGUACUAACGUUGUGUGCGUGUACCCCAACGCUCAACUCUUUGAUCAAACUUUGGGACUUUUUAUUUGCAUAUGGAACUCACAUGAAUAUCCUUUUCGUCGUGGCGCAGCUAAUCAUGAGUAGGUCGGCGCUUCUCCAAUCGUCACAGCCAAUGAAGCUUUUGAGAAACUUCCCCCUUUGA